AAUGGGCGUUUGUCAGUGAAACUCCCGGUCAUCAACAAAUGCAUUUAUUUGUGUUUCUGCACUGACUGUAGUAAAGGAAUGUCGAGGGAGCAGAAAGUGAAACGAGCCGAGUGAUCUAAAAAGUUUAAAGAAGUAAAAGUAGGUUUAUUUUCGUUUUCGCCCAAGUCGGGUUCGCGUCGCUCACAAUGGGGUGUUGCAGCAGCACCGAGAGUAAACGUGAGUGGAAACCGCUGGAGCAGCACAGCUGCACGGACAUCCCAUGGCUCAUCAUAUUUACACUCUUCUGUAUCGGGAUGGCUUGUAUUUGUGGCUUUUCCAUCGCCACUGGAGGCGCCUACCGGCUUAUUUUAGGAUAUGACAGUUAUGGCAACACCUGUGGUCGGAAUAACACCAAGAUUGAGGGGGUCCCCCUCAGUGGCCGGGACAUGACAGAUAAGAAAUAUGUUUUCUUUCUGGACCCUUGCAACCUUGAUUUAAUAAACAGGAAGAUCAAGUCCAUUGCCCUGUGUGUAUCCAAAUGUCCAACUACUGAACUGAAUACAUACAGCGAUCUGCAGCAGUUUGCUAAGAAUAAUGGCUCCUAUCUCUGCUCCUACGACAUUUAUGCAACAAGUUACUCGAGCCAUCGAGAGAGAUCCACUAAAUGUCCAAAACUCCCCGUUCCACCAAGCAAGGCGGUCCCAGUGUUCCACCGCUGUAUUCCUACGGACAUUAGCUGCUACGCUGAAUUCGCCCAGGCUUUUAUCACCUUCGUCAGUGACAACACUGUGUUGCGGCGAGUCGUCGCCGGACUCAUGGCCAGCAAGGAGAUCAUCAUGGGCCUUUGUGUCUUGUCCUUAGUUCUCUCCUUGAUCAUGAUGAUUGUCAUUCGUUACAUCUCCAAAGUAUUGGUUUGGAUUCUAACAAUUCUGGUGAUCAUCGGGUCUAUAGGUGGGACAGGCGUCCUGUGGUGGCUGUAUGCAGACCACAGAGUCGCCCUCGACAGUAACACCACGUCCGUGUUUGGAAAGGAGGUGGCCUCAGACAACGUUAAGGCCUUGCUUGUGUAUUCAAUUGGUGCUACAAUUUUUACGGUGAUUCUCCUGCUGGUGAUGUUCUUCUUGAGGAAGCGCGUGGCUCUCACCAUCUCCCUGUUCCAUGUGGCGGGUAAAGUGUUCAUCCAUCUUCCCCUGUUGGCCCUGCAGCCUUUCUGGACUUUCCUGUGCCUCAUGCUCUUCUGGGUUUACUGGAUCGCUGUGCUUCUCUUCCUCGGGACUACAGGGACGGCGGUAAAGAACAACUCCACCGGUGUGGUUGAAUAUAAUAUACAGGGGCCUCUUCAGUACAUGGUGUGGUAUCACGCCGUGGGUCUUAUCUGGGUCAGUGAGUUCAUCCUUGCCUUCCAGCAGAUGACCAUCGCUGGAGCCGUGGUCACCUACUACUUCACAAGGAAUAAGUCUGAGAUGCCAGCUGUACCCAUCAUUGAUUCCACGCUACGUACCUUCCGCUACCAUCUGGGUACUCUGGCCAAAGGAUCCUUCAUCAUCACGCUGGUUAAGAUCCCUCGUCUCAUCCUUACAUACGUCCACAGCCAACUGAAAGGAAAGGAAAACGCCUGCGCUCGUUGCAUGUUGAAAACCUGCGUCUGCUGUUUGUGGUGUCUGGAGAAGUGUUUGAAAUACUUGAAUCAAAACGCUUACACUGCUACAGCCAUCAACAGCACCAACUUCUGCACGUCGGCCCGCGACGCUUUCGUGAUCCUGGUGGAGAACGCUCUCCGAGUGGCUACCAUCAACACUGUGGGCGACUUCGUCCUUUUCCUGGGAAAGGUUCUUAUAGUCUCCUGUACGGCCUUUGUUGGCGUUCUGGCUCUGAACUACCAGAGGGACUACACCGUGUGGGUGCUGCCCCUGCUCAUCGCAUGUAUUUUUGCCUUCCUGGUUGCCCAUUGCUUCCUCUCUGUGUUUGAGAACGUGGUGGACGUCCUCUUCCUCUGCUUCGCUGUGGACACUAAGUAUAAUGACGGCAGCCCUGGACGUGCAUACUACAUGGAUAAGUCCUUAAUGGAGUUUGUUGAGAACAGCAAGAAAUCGGGUUUAUACAAGUCAGAUGGCGGAGAUGGAACGGAGAUGAAGCCCAUGGCACGUGGAGGGACCCUAGCAUGAACAAGUAUCAAAAAGACCAUCAAAAUUACUAAACUCAUAAAUUAAGAUUUAACUUUAUCUACUACCAGCAUCACACUCCAGGGACGUCAGAAAGACGUCUAUGCACUGUUACAAGUCUUCAGCAAAACACAUUUUACUUUUAAUUUUAGAAAAAGGAGGAUUUGUAAAUUUUAACUUUGACACUAAGAGGUGUAAUAUGGCAGUAGGUCCUUUGAGUUUGUCUUUUGUAAUAAGCAUUUGUAAUAAGAAUUUUCCCCUUUUAUUACAUUUAAAUAAUAUGAUAGUUUACUGUGGUUUAACAUGUUUGUCUUGUUUUCAUUUUUAUUUUUUACACACCAAGUGACAUAGAAAUAGAUUUUUUUGACAUAAGUAAGUUGAAGCUCGAAUGGUUUGGUGCUUUAAGCUGUUUUGAAGCUGAUUGCUAAUCAUGUUUUGUGAAAAUACUGUUCAAGUUGUUCAUGACUUAUUAAAUUUUAUAUGUUAAGAACA
Molecule: messenger RNA, 2633 nt
Organism: Mugil cephalus (flathead mullet)
Lineage: Eukaryota; Metazoa; Chordata; Actinopteri; Mugiliformes; Mugilidae
Product: choline transporter-like protein 1
Exons: 16
Coding region: 186-2144 (652 amino acids)
Biological process (GO): transmembrane transport
Cellular component (GO): membrane
Molecular function (GO): transmembrane transporter activity
Source: RefSeq, a predicted model, not a curated record